Amborella trichopoda is the source of this 3985-nucleotide messenger RNA. RefSeq lists its product as uncharacterized. Gene Ontology annotation, cellular component: cytoplasm. NCBI's taxonomy places the organism in Eukaryota, Viridiplantae, Streptophyta, Magnoliopsida, Amborellales, Amborellaceae. Gene Ontology annotation, molecular function: protein binding. The record is from RefSeq and is a predicted model, not a curated record.
UAACCCAACCCAACCCAACCCAACCCAACCCAUCACCAUCUUCAUAUCAGAGAGAGAAGCUUUCAAAAGGUGAGUCUCGCCCCACAUUCCCCUUUAAAUAUUUGCUCAGAUUUUAAAAUACAUGAUCCCCUACUUUUCUCUUUCUCUCUCUUUGUCCCUCUUUUUGUUCCUUUCUUGCUCUAGGGCUUCUUCCAUGGUGUGGGUCUUUCCAUUUCUCUUUCUAAUAUCUCUUCUUUAAUAACACAGUAACAAAUAUGGGUCUCUUCCUUUUGACCUUUAUUCAUAUUCCAUCUCUUCUUCUUUACUCAGAAUUUUACUUCCUUUGUCUUUGAUUCGCUUUACUUCAUUUGUCUUUGAUUCUCAUGAAGUUUGCGUAGAUUCCUUGCCUGUCGGGAGUUCCUUCAUGUCCCCUCCCUUUGCCGUAAUUCCCAUUCUUUUCGAGCCCUAAGAUCUGUUUCUAUUUUUUACAGUGGAUUCUCUUAAUUGGGUUCUGGUUUUUAUGGUAAUGUUUUGAUUCUUUGCGCACUACAUUUAUUGGGGUGCUUUAUUUUUAUCAUUUUUUUUGUAUCCUUCCCUUCUCUGGUAAAGGAGUAAGAUCUGUUACAUAAUUCAACUGUUUCGUAUCUUGAUUGGGUUAUGGUUUUCUUGACUUGGGUUCCAUUGUUUCGAGGUUUCCUGCAAAAAUUUAGGGAUUUGUUUUCCAAUUUGUUGACUUUUGUCAGUUGAUUUGACCCCAUUCAUCAGUUGGGGUGGUGGAGUUCUUCAUUAUUGUGAAGUUUUCUGGCCUUUUGCGUAUUCUGGGAAUUGGUAGUGUUUUUCCUGUUGUCUUUCCUCUGCUUGUUGUUCGUGUUAUCUUCUUUGUUUUCCCUAAUGUUAUUUCUUUGACACAAAAGUAUCUGCUGAAUAACUUCUCUGUAACAUAAGGAAAUUAGAGAGAGGAAGCGAGAAAAACUGUUCCUUUUCUUACUGUUUCUGUUAUUCCGUCAUUUUCCCUAAUGGUAUCCCUCUGACACCUAACCAUCUGCUGAAGAACUUUCUCCACAAAUCUAUGAAUUGGAUUGACAGAGAGAGAGGGGCACAAACAAAGACUUGGCUCGGUCCAUUUUGACCAGAGAGAGAGAGAGAGAGGCAGAAACAAAGACUUGGCUGGGUCUGAUUUGACCCUAGAGAGAGAGAAAGAGAGAACUAGAGAAAUACAGUUUGUUCCUGGAUUUUACGAUUUGGGUUAGACGGAUUUGAUUUUAGAGAGAGACAGAGUUGGGUCCUGGAUUUUGUGAUUCUGGCUAGACCAAUUCGGCUUUAGAAAGAGAAAUAGUUGAGUCCUGGAUUUUGCUAAUCUGGUUUGAUCUAUUUGACCCCGGAUAGAGAAACAGGGAGUCUCUUCCUGGAUUCUGCGACUCUGGUUAGUCCAGUUUCUCUCCCUGGAUUCUGCGACUCUGGUUAGUCCAAUUUGACCUCUCUUAAGAAAGAGAGAGUCGGUUCCUAGAGAGACAAAGUUGGUCCCCUUUGAAGGACCAGUUUGAUCGUGUGCCCAGCACUCAAACCAUGGCGACACCUGCUAUUGAUAUCUCAAAAUACGCCCAGAGCCCUGUUCACAAGGCAGUGGCUAUCCGAGACCAUGCCGCCCUUAGACGCAUCCUUUCAAACCUCCCCCAACUCGCCACAGACCCCUCCUCCAUCAAAACUGAGGCGGCCUCUCUAGCGGAAGAAGAGAAGGCGGAUGCCAUCUCUGUUGUCAUUGACCGACGUGAUGUCCCAAAUCGUGAGACCCCCCUUCACCUCGCUGUAAAGCUAGGUGACUUGACAUCGACCGAGCUCUUGAUGGCUGCUGGGGCUGACUGGAGUUUACAAAAUGAGCAAGGGUGGAGCGCAUUGCAAGAGGCCAUUUGUGCUCGUGAGGAGGCCAUUGCUAUGGCCAUUGUCCGCCAUUACCAACCCCUUGCUUGGGCUAAGUGGUGUCGCCGCCUUCCUCGUUUGGUAGGUACGAUGAGGAGAAUGCGCGAUUUCUAUAUGGAGAUCACCUUCCAUUUCGAAAGCUCAGUGAUCCCAUUCAUCUCUCGGAUCGCCCCAUCUGAUACGUACAAGAUUUGGAAGCGGGGAUCAAACCUUAGGGCUGAUAUGACUUUAGCAGGCUUUGAUGGGCUUCGGAUACAAAGGUCGGAUCAGAGCGUUUUAUUCCUUGGUGAUGGCUCAGAGGAUGGGAGGGCUCCUCCAGGCACUCUUUGUAUGGUUUCUCACAAAGAUAAGGAGGUCACCAACGCUUUAGAUGGUGCAGGGAUUCGUGCUACUGAUGCCGAGGUUGCUCAAGAAGUGGCGGCAAUGUCACAAACAAACAUGUUUCGACCAGGUAUUGACGUGACCCAAGCUGUCCUCUUACCCCAAUUAACAUGGCGGAGGCAAGAGAGGUCGGAGACAGUUGGUCAAUGGAAGGCAAAGGUCUAUGAUAUGCACCAUGUUGUUGUUAGUGUGAAGUCUAGAAAGGUUCCUGGUGCCAUGAGUGACGAUGAGUUUUUCAACACAUGCAAUGAGAAUGAUACAGAGAGUGAGGGGUAUGAGGAUGUCUUGACCGAGGAGGAGAAGAAGCAAUUGGAAAUGGCCUUGAAGAUGGGGUCCCCUGAGAAUGGCGAUGAUGGGUUCUCAGACAUGGUGGUGAGCCAUCGACAUAGUUGUUAUGAGCAAAGGGAUGUCUUCAUUGAGGGAGGAGAACAUAGUGAUGGUGUCUCUUGCGAGGUCAAGCAAGAGAAGAAAGGGUGGUUUGGGCAUUGGGGGAAGAGAGGGGUGAAGAGUAAUGAGGGGCACCCGAAGAAGUUUGCACCACCGAGAAGCUCCGUUUGUAUGGAUGAGAAAGUAAGUGAUCUUCUUGGUGAUUCGACGAUACAGAGUAGGCCGGGUAGGCAUUCGGUGGAGGUUGGUGUUCGAGGAGAUGAAUUUAGAAGAGUAAGAGAAACUAAGGAUGGGAAGAAGUUUGCGUCUACUUCAGAGAGCUCGCAUAAACGAGUAAAGGAUGGGAAUCGUGAGAGCGAGUAUAAGAAAGGCUUGAGGCCUGUGCUUUGGCUUUCACCAAACUUUCCAUUGAGCACAGAGGAACUACUGCCUCUCCUUGAUAUCCUUGCCAACAAGGUCAAGGCCAUUCGUCGCUUGAGAGAGCUUCUGACAACGAAACUCCCCCCUGGAACCUUCCCUGUCAAGGUGGCCAUACCUGUUGUUCCCACCAUCAGAGUUAUUGUCACGUUCACCAAGUUUGAAGAGCUGCAGCCUUUGGAAGAGUUCUGCACUCCUCCUUCAAGCCCCCUCCCUGGUCGUUUGGUGGGUAGGGAGAGCCCCUCCAUAUCUGCUAACUACUCAAAUGGCUCAUGGUUCCAAUGGAUUAAGGUCCCCUAUCGCCAAGGCUCUUCAGGGAUCAACAGCCCUAGCAGCCGCGUAGAGGAUAUUCAAGACCCAUUUGCUAUACCCUCUGAUUAUACAUGGACCACUAUGGAAGCCAAGAAAAAGAAGGCACAUGAAAACAAAAGCAAGUCGAAGAAAGCAAGAGGCUUGAAUCCAUAGGAAGGCACACACACAAAACGAACACUGACCAAGAAGAAGCGAAGGUUUUGACUCCACAUUGCUAGAUAUGCUACUUGCAAGGAAAAACUGGGUGAUUUCCUACUUUGGUGAGAGGCAACGAAACUUUGAGACCCCGACUGAGAUUGGUGUUUGAUUUGUAAGAGGAUGGAGAAAGAAUUGUUCAUAUUUGGUUUGGGAUAUAUUGAUGGGGUAAAAAAUUAGUUGUACCAUUUGUCUUCUUUCCUUUUUCCCUUGUGUAGAAUCUCUUGGAAUGCUUGUAAGUCAACAUAAAAGAUUUUUUCAAAUCCUUCAGGGAGUUUUCUUGAGCUUGGCAUUAAGGUUGCAGAUGCAUAAUCGAGGAGACAUUAACCAAAUGUAAUCCCUUCUUUUUUUAUGGGGCACGAGGUAUGGAAUGAAUUUUAGGUGUGUAUUACAUAUA